Trachymyrmex septentrionalis is the source of this 1243-nucleotide messenger RNA. RefSeq names its product exosome complex component RRP43-like. Gene Ontology annotation, biological process: exonucleolytic trimming to generate mature 3'-end of 5.8S rRNA from tricistronic rRNA transcript (SSU-rRNA, 5.8S rRNA, LSU-rRNA); nuclear mRNA surveillance; nuclear polyadenylation-dependent rRNA catabolic process. The record is from RefSeq and is a predicted model, not a curated record. Gene Ontology annotation, cellular component: nuclear exosome (RNase complex); cytoplasmic exosome (RNase complex). The transcript has 7 exons. NCBI's taxonomy places the organism in Eukaryota, Metazoa, Arthropoda, Insecta, Hymenoptera, Formicidae. The coding region runs from base 395 to 1243 and encodes 282 amino acids.
CUGGGUUCGGGGUAAUGCUAUAGCGCUACUAUCAUUCUAUCUUUGUUGUUUAUUAGAUAUAAAACAAAGAUAGAAUGACACAAAUAGCGCUAAGAGCGUCUUCCCGAACGUACCUUCUGUAUUCUAGCUGGUAAACAGUCCUGUAAUCUUUUCACUAUGCUUCCACCAUACGUAUUGGAGCAUGUGACGCGAACUAACCUAUUAUAUUGAAUGCAUGCGAGCCAGAAGAAACUAAUCUCAACCGUGUUCUAUAUUGUCGAUUAUAGAAUUGAGUAGAAUUAAAUAUAUAUGUUUUUUUAUAACGCUUUUUUUUAAAUCAAAAUUUACUACGUGGCCUGUGUCAUCAAACAAGGAUACUGUCAAAUAGUGUUAAAUACGGAAAAUUUUAAUACAAAUGGAUUUACAGUACAAAACGAUUCAUCCUGUGAAAUAUUUGCAGGAUCAUCUGGAACAAAAUGUUCGGACAGAUGGUAGGAAAUUUUUGUCAUUUCGACCAGUAAGUAUAAAUGUCUCAUCAAUCGUUCAGGCAGACAGUUCAGCGAUAUUUAAAUUAGGUGACACAACUGCAGUUUGUGGUAUUAAAGCUGAAUUAGCGGCACCGAAAGCAGACACUCCGGAUCACGGUUACAUAGUACCAAAUGUGGAAUUAUCUCCUCUCUGUUCUUCAAAGUUUCGUCCAGGCCCACCAAGUGAACAGGCACAAGUGCUCUCUAAAUUGAUAGAUAUUAUUUUAAGUAACUCAGCGGCACUUGACUUAAAAGAUCUUUGCAUUUGUAAAAGUAAAUUAGUUUGGGUAUUAUACUGUGAUAUCCUGUGUCUGAAUUACAAUGGCUCAGUUAUAGAUGCUUGUACUGGAGCAUUGAUGGCAGCUCUUAAAACGUUGACUUUACCUGAGGUGAAUUAUACUAAAGAGACAGCACUAACUAUCGUAAAUCCGAAAAAUAGAAAGAAGUUUACUGUAAGAACAUUACCAAUUUCUACAUCAUUCGCAGUAUUUGAAAAACAAUUAUUAGUAGUUGAUCCAACGGAUGAUGAGGAAGAGUUGUCAUCAGGAAAAUUUUCUAUUGUGAUAGACGAUGAGGAAAAAAUUUGUUAUGUACAUAAACCUGGUGGAAUUCCAAUCUCUCAAAAUUUACUUUCCAAAGGAUUGGAAAUGGCGAAAACAAGAGCAAAGUUAGUUAGAUCGGUAAUCAACGCCGCUAUUUCAACACUGAAUGUAAAAGAUGAGGAAAUAAAUACUUGA